CACAUCAGCGCUUCCUGAGAGGAGCCUGUAGAGGUGGGCGGGGCGUAGACGAGGAGAAGCUCCGCGCGUAGUCGGUGCCAUUUAUCUUCUGUCGUCAUCAAUCGGGGGAUCCGGUAGUUAUCCACAGAGGACCGUGCGUGACUGGCGAGGACAGGCUCUUCUUCAUGGACUCGUUUGGGAGACGUGUGCUAGGUGACUUUGCAGCAAUGAAUGAAGAGUGUUCGGAUAUCUUGAAUGGAAGCAGUAAAGUUAAACUUGCAGCACAGAAUGAAGCAGCAUUAUUAUCAUUAAUGGAAAGGACUGGGUACAAUAUGGUACAAGAAAAUGGACAGCGUAAAUUUGGUGGUCCUCCUCCAGGUUGGGAAGGUCCUGCUCCUCCACGUGGCUGUGAAGUGUUUGUAGGAAAAAUUCCUCGUGAUAUGUAUGAAGAUGAAUUGGUUCCUGUUUUUGAAAGAGCUGGAAAAAUAUAUGAAUUUCGGUUAAUGAUGGAAUUUAGUGGGGAGAACAGAGGCUAUGCAUUUGUCAUGUACACAAACAAAGAGGAUGCCUUGCAAGCUAUUCGAAUGUUAAACAAUUUUGAGAUUCGUCCUGGUAAAUUUAUUGGCGUUUGCGUAAGCUUGGACAACUGCAGACUCUUUAUUGGAUCCAUCCCAAAGGAAAGGAAGAAAGAAGAAAUAUUGGAAGAAAUGAGGAGCGUUACAGAUGGAGUAGUGGAUGUUAUUGUAUACCCAAGUGCAAAUGACAAAACCAAAAACCGUGGUUUUGCCUUUGUGGAAUUUGAAUCUCACAGAGCAGCAGCGAUGGCGAGACGUAAAUUAAUUCCAGGAACUUUUCAGUUAUGGGGUCAUACUAUUCAAGUAGACUGGGCAGACCCAGAAAAAGAAGUUGAUGAAGAAACGAUGCAGAGAGUUAAGGUCCUGUAUGUAAGGAAUUUGAUGAUAUCAACUACAGAAGAGACUAUCAAAGCAGAGUUUAAUAAAUUUAAGCCUGGAUCUGUUGAACGUGUUAAAAAGUUGAGGGACUAUGCUUUUGUACAUUUUUUUAAUCGAGAUGAUGCCAUUGCAGCAAUUUCAGUAAUGAAUGGGAAAUAUAUUGAUGGAGCAAGUAUUGAGAUUACUUUAGCUAAGCCUGCAACUAAGGAUUCUAUCUGGAAACAAAGAAGUGGCCAUUUGAGUCCGAAUUCAGAAAGUUUACUUUUGUUUGCAAAUCAGGAGGAAGUAUCUCAGAAAUCUAUUGGAAGAUCUUCAAUUUUACCUUCCCCACUUAGAGGCAGAGAAAGUCCAGUAUGUACGGAGCCUGAAAGAGGCACAUAUCCUUAUUAUCCUGGCAUAAAGCUCAACCCAAUAAGCAUUCAGUCUUUAAAUCCUAAUCACUUUCACUCUGCUGUGAUGCAUCUAGAGUACUACUGUUACAAAAAUAAUAUGGCAUUACCUAAAUACUACUUGUACUCCGCUUAUAGCCAGGAUGAAAAACUGCUUUUGAUUUAUAAAGUUGUACUUCCAACUAUUGGUAAUGGUUCCCAGAACUGCUUCACACCUGACAGGCUAUGCACCUCAUUGGAAGAUGCAAAGGAAUUGGCAGCACAGAUUACAUUGAUGCAUUUGGGCUACAGUAUCUGUCGUGGUUCAGAAAAUAACCUAUCACCAGUGAAUACUGCUUUCUCAGCUGGAACAGCAAAUGUAAUUCCGUAUACAUCCAAAACCUACUCCUGCCCCAACUACUCAGUUUCACCUCCCUUGUCUUUGGCUAAUGGAAACCACAUGGAGCAGAGGCUAUUUAUUUCUAAUCAGGCUUCCUUUUUCUGAAAAUGUUUGAAUGAUCAUGCACAAUAUGCACAAUUUUGUGGAUCAACAUUUCUCUAUCUGGAAGUAUUGUUUGUGUAUUAUCUGAAACGAGGCAGUUAUUUCCUAAUCUGUUAAUGUAUUGUUUCUUUCAGUAGAAAUGUUUAGUGUGUUUUGAAUGAUCCUUUGUCUAAAACUGUACAUGUCGGGCAAGCUCUGUUUUAUGGCAAACCUAAGUCCAUUUAUUCAGAUACAAUGUAUAGCUGUUGAAUUUGAAUAGGUGAGAUGUGUGAACAGUUGUGUCUUGGAUUCUCUAGUAUAGAUGAGGUGGGUUGUGAAUGCAUGCUCUGAGUGUACUUACACAAGCAGGCAUCCACUAUGCCAUUUAGGUAAAAAAAAAUGACCAUAAACCAAAACAAAUUCACUAUAACUUCCUUCAUGUUCUUAAGCGUGUUCUAUUGUGUGCUAUUUUCAUGUAUACAUCAGGGAGAGUUAUUUUGAAUUACCGUAUUUAAAUGUAAAACUUAAAGCAUGUCUGACAUAAUAUGUAGCAACUAACCAGAUUUAAAUUUGCAUUGGAACAUCAAGGGAUAAAGCCACCUGAAACUGACAUUUUCAUUUUUGGUAGAGGCUGGGGAGUUAAUAACUUCUUGUAUAUACAUCUUGAGGACCCUGUAAGUGAGAUCCUUUUGUUUUUAGACCUGUGCACCUGCUGAAUCCAUUGUGAGGGUGUUUGCCUCUAUCCAAAACUCCCAAAUGGACAGAAAAAAGUCAGUUACAAUUGAUGGCUUAAAGUCCUCCCUAUUGGUGUAUUCACUCACUGACUUAGCUCACCAGGCUCCACCUAUCAUAUACUUUUUGGGUAGAAUUACCUGUUAAUGUUUAAAUCUGGUUAGUUGUUUAGACAGCUCUUACCUCAGACAGUUUGAUGAACCAGGUUUCAUAUCAUUUCACUUUUACAAUAUACACUGAAAAUCUCCAGUCAAACCGAGCUGACAAAAAAAAAAAAAA
Rana temporaria (common frog) is the source of this 2792-nucleotide messenger RNA. It is a transcript of the gene RBM46, whose product is annotated as RNA binding motif protein 46. Gene Ontology annotation, molecular function: mRNA binding. Bases 165 to 1805 code for a protein of 546 amino acids. Lineage: Eukaryota; Metazoa; Chordata; Amphibia; Anura; Ranidae. The transcript is spliced from 6 exons. The record is from RefSeq and is a predicted model, not a curated record. Gene Ontology annotation, cellular component: nucleus.